CCGCGGGUUGGUGGGAAACGGGGCUCCCGCCGGGGCGGGGAACAGCCGUAAAGUGCGCCGCGGCUGUCGUAAAGAUCCGGGAAAAUGUCGUGAAGUGCGGUCGGCGGGGCCUGCGGCGGAGAGAGUGACCGGGUCCGGCUCCCCGCACUUAUAUGCCCCGUCCCCUGGCGGCUGCCUCCCCCUCCUGCUCCAUGUGGGGCCCGGGCCGGGCUCUCGGCCUCUCCUCCUCCUCUUCCUCCUCCUCCUCCUACUACUAUGGCCCGGAAAACAGUUAGCAGGAAGCGGAAAGCGGCGGCCGCCGCCGCCGCCGCGGGGCCCGGGGGGCUCCAGGGGGAGCAGUAUGGGUGGGAUCACUCAGUUCACAAAAGAAAAAGACUACCGCCAGUGAAAAGGUCUCUGGUGUACUACCUGAAAGGUAGAGAGGUGAGGAUGCAGAACGAGUCUAGCUACCACCGCUUGUUGCAUGGAUAUGCAGCCCAGCAGCUUCCCAGUCUCCUGAAGGAGAGAGAAUUUCAUCUUGGAACCCUUAAUAAAGUGUUUGCCUCCCAGUGGCUGAACCACCGGCAAGUGGUGUGUGGGACAAAAUGCAACACAUUGUUUGUGGUAGAUGUCCAGACUGGUCAAAUCACCAAGAUUCCUAUUCUGAAAGAUCGCGAACCUGGCAUGGUGAACCAGCAGGGCUGUGGUAUUCAUGCCAUUGAACUCAACCCCUCGAGGACCCUUCUGGCCACAGGUGGAGACAACCCCAACAGUCUCGCAAUUUAUCGUCUGCCUACACUUGAUCCUGUCUGUGUGGGAGAUGAUGGGCACAAGGACUGGAUAUUUUCAAUUGCAUGGAUCAGUGAUACUAUGGCUGUUUCUGGUUCCCGGGAUGGUUCGAUGGGUCUCUGGGAAGUCACAGAGGAUGUGCUGUCCAAAAGUGAUGCCAGGCAUAAUCUCUCUCAAGUUCCUGUCUAUGCCCACAUAACGCACAGGGCUCUGAAGGAUAUUCCCAAGGAGAACACCAAUCCUGACAAUUGCAAAGUUCGAGCAUUGGCUUUCAACAAUAAGAACAAGGAGUUGGGAGCUGUGUCCCUAGAUGGAUAUUUUCAUCUCUGGAAAGCAGAACACACACUAUCAAAGUUACUUUCCACAAAGUUGCCAUACUGCAGGGAGAAUGUGUGUUUGGCUUAUGGUCAGGAGUGGUCGGUGUAUGCAGUAGGAUCACAGGCACAUGUCUCCUUCCUGGAUCCAAGGCAGCCUUCUCACAAUGUUAAAUCCGUCUGCUCCAAAGAACGAGGCAGUGGUAUUCGAUCAGUGAGCUUCUAUGAGCACAUCAUCACGGUGGGAACAGGGCAAGGUUCCUUAUUGUUUUAUGAUAUCAGAGCCCAGCGGUUCCUGGAUGAAAAGCCUCCGCGUGCCUGCUACGGCCAGAAGCAGAAACUAGGUGGAAGUGAAAUUCUGAAGUUGACUACUGGGAAAGGUUGGCUGAAUCAUGAUGAAACCUGGAGGAAUUAUUUUUCUGAUAUUAAUUUCUUCCCAAAUGCUGUUUACACCCACUGCUACGACUCGUCUGGAACGAAACUCUUUGUGGCAGGAGGCCCCCUUCCAUCAGGACUUCAUGGGAAUUAUGCUGGUCUCUGGAGCUAAUAACUCUUUACAAAUGCUGAUCUUUACACAGAUUUCCACUUUUCCUUUUUUUAACAAAGAAAUUGUGUGAUGCCAUUGAUUUCUGAUUUAAAUGCAAGUUAUUUUUUGGCAGAGUUUUCUGUUGGUCUCCAACAGUUUUGUACAUCUUUUUGAACCAGUUUUUUGCUUUAACCUCCUUGAUCCUUUAUAUGAAGGGUUUUUGAAAUCCCUUUUUAUUGUAUUUACUCCAAAUGACUCUUUCCCCACAUUUAGGCUAUCUUGGCCAUAUGCCCCCUCCCCUACUUUGCCAUGAGGUAGGAUUCCUUUCUUAUAGAGUGGUUGCUCCUGGGCUUUCUGUGAAAGUCUAGGGGCUGUGUAUGUGCAGGUACUUUGUCAGUUACAUUACCUGGAGUGAGGACUACUUGUAAUUAAAAAAAAAAAAAAAUAGUAAAAAUAUUUAUAAGAGAUAAGCUACUACUUUAUCUGCAGAGCCUGGCCCAGGCCUGAGUUGAUCUUAUUUUUUAAAAGUACAAGUCUAAUGACACUGUUUAUAUGUAGAGGAAUACAGUAAAUUUCAGCUGUACUCAUUGGAACCCAGGGACGGAUUCCCCAGGGGUAUUGCCCAUCAAGCCCAAACUGCAGCAGUGUAUCUCAGCAGUGUAUUUGAAUUGUAGUUUUCACCAGUGCCAGGAGCAAAACUUGAUCUUCUGUUUGUUCUCUGCCUAUCCCAGGUAUCAGCUUGCACAACUGGAGUUUCAGGGUAGGCUGUUCUGCAGCAUGGCUAUUGCAGGGCAACAUCGCAUCAAAACUGAGGGUUGAGGCUUACUAGAGGUGCGAUGAGGAAAUGGGGGCUAGGGAUAUGAGUUGUCUUGUCAAUAAAUGAGUUAACCGUUUCCCAGAUGAGCUAAGGCUCCCAAGCACACUGCUGUGGUAGCUCAUGGGUUCCUGAUAGUCUGUCUAAAACCCAGGAUCUUUUUUGUCCCAGGUGAGGAAGCUUUCUCAGCCCCACUUUAGCUCUUCUGGUUAGUUGUUAGGAGAGUUGUUAGCCAGCACCUCUAACAAACCAAUGGAAGAAAUAAAUUGUUAUUUUCCCUAAGGUUGAAAAGUGUAUCUCAGACUUUCCAGUGCAGGCUAGAAGCUUACCGUGUAGUAAGAUAACUUGCCAUUAGCUCAUGUUUGCAUUAGCAUCUGUUGUCAUCCUGCUUGCUAUAGGAGAUACUCAGCCUUUCCCCAGAGUCCCCUGCCUUCAUUCUGUAUUCAGACUGCCUUGAACUUCACCUGGGAUUGUGGGUGGGGAGAAUAGGUGUGUGCACUCCUGGAAGAGGAGGAGGAUCUUAUCCAGUACUCAGCUAAAACACAGGGCUCCAGGGUGCUCCUCCUGGUCCUCUACCAGGCAGUAGGAACUUUGGGCUUCUCACUGAUGCUUCCAUCCUCUGCUGGGAUGAAUGCCCUUCUCCUGUCCCUAUCACUGGCGGAGCAGAGAACGUGCCUGUGCCUAUACCUUGGCUGCUUUUGUGCCAAAUGGGCAGUUCGUUGAAGCUGAGAAAAAAGACAAGGUGGGGAGACAUGCUGUUUUCCUGUCUCAGCUGGAGAGUACAGCCACUGUGGUAGAGUAGCAUGAGUCCCUUAAGCAGUUUCUGCCAGAUUUAGUGCAGCUAGUCUGCCCAUGUCCUUAAAGGCCCUCUUGUCUUUGCACUGAGCAUCUCCAUCAAUAAUGCCAAGCAGUGAGGCUCUGGCUUCUUUUCUAUUUGGUAGUGAAGUUGACUUGGAUGAAAAUCCUGUAAGUAAUGCAGUUCCCUCCCAUCUGGGUGGCAGUCAGGGCAAGUGAAGAGAUGUGCAGCUGUUCCAGAAAUAUAAUUUACUUAAACUGAGUCCUGACAUCGGUGCUUGACAAAGAUUUUUGCUGCAUUUCAUAAUUCUACUUCCCUUGUGGGUUGGCUGCUUAAACUGAAUCAGUUCACAGCACUGUGUGCCUGGCUAUUCAGGUUUUUCUCAGAAAAGUGGCCAUUACAACAGCAGUGAAUGAGCUCUCCCAAAUUCUAUUUUAUUUAGAGUUGUUCAUUGAUUUUAAAUAAUAUUGUUGCAUUUAGGUUGUUCUGUGACAGCAAUGUAUUACUUUGGUUAUUUUAGAGGUUUUGGAGAGGGGAUAUAGGCAGAGAAAAAACAAAUUCUGAAGUAUGGCAGGAUGUGUGUUUCUGGGAUUACUCCUUCAGCUGCUGUAUAAGAUUACUCCUGUUGCAGGAAAUUCUGCUCAGCUCUUUUAUUUGGGCUUGAUUGGAGUGUGGGUUUCUUUUUUGUCUCUUUGAGAAAGUGGACCCUUGAGUCUACUUCAGCCUCCUUCAGUUUUUCAGAAACAACAGUUAAUAGGUAGGCACUUAGUGUCACUGGUGUCAAAGGAGACUUGUGGUCUGGAAAUCCUAGCCCUGAUGUCGAUCUAUUAAAUUUGAACACUUCAGGUCUGGGCAGGGGGACAAAGAGGGGUUCAUAUGGCCUGAGCUUCGGCGCCCAAAUUUGGAGACUGAUCUUCCUAGAGUCAGCUGAGCCUUUUGCUGCAGAGGACAGCUCAGGACCUCUGUGAUAUUGAUUUCCCCAAGGUACCUUAAUUUGUGGUCCUAAAGCUUGGUGGUUUGAGUGCCCUUUUCCUCCUUUUUCCUCCCCUUUUUCUGCAUAGGAAUCUUAAGACAAUUCUCAGAAUCUGGACAAUGCUGUAAAAUCCCUUUGAGUUUCACAGGCUUCUGUCUAUUCUGCUUUCAGUGUCCCGUCCCCCCACCCCCCAGUAACUUCUCACAUGGAGGGAGCCAUCCUUGUUGCAUUGUGGGAAAGCCCAUAAAAACUAGAAACAAACUAGAUAAGUGCUAUCAAGCAUUUGAGGCAGAGAGAAUUUCAAUUCCAGUCUGUUUCAGUGAUUUUAAAUGCUUGUAACAAUACAGACAUGUUUCAGAAUAUCUUGUGUUGGGUGUCCUUUUAAGGUAGACACACGAGCCCUUCAGGCUGAAGUCAUGUCAUUUUAAAUCCAUUCACUGGUAGAAACUGAGGCAGGGAAAGGAGAGGAUAUGCCAGCUAUCCAAGUGUAAGGUAUAGGAAAAAUGGAAGAAGAACCCAGACUUUCUCACUUGAUGCAACUGUGUUGCCCUACUGAUUUAGGUGUCAGAACUGAAAUCUAGGGUCAUGGUGAGAAAGGCAGAGGUUUCCAAAUGAAGUAUGGGAGAGGUGGUACAGCAAGGAGUCUCCGCUCAGCAUGAAGGUGAGUAGGUAGGCAUAUCUCAUCAUUCAAAUGGCAGUUGCACCCCUGUGAUAGGUGGAUUUAGUCUGACUACACUCAGCUUAAACAGCUCACUGUGCUGUGUUGAGACCCAGUGGGAUUUGAAUUUUCAGACUGUCUUAACUUUCACAAUGUUUCUUAACGAUUUCUCUCCCUCAGUCUUUCCUGUCCUCCUUGAAUGAUUUAUUUGUGGUGCCUCUUCCCUCCCAAAUCAUCCCAGUCUUUAUCGCAGCAAUAUUGUACUUGCAGGGGUGACCUCUGUCAAACAGAAAUGGGCCUGCUAGCAUUUGGACAAGCCAUGUUUGAAACCUUCAGUUUGCUUUGUUUUUAAACUAGACUAGGCUAAAGCUAGAACUGGGCAGUUGCCAUUUUGCAUACUAGCUGACUGAUGGGGUUGGAAAGGGAGGGAAACCUUUAAUCGUGAUAGAAGACUGUCAGACUUCUCUUUUUUUUUUUCUUGCUAUUUGGCUUUUCAGUAAUGCAGGAUCUUAGGUGCUGCAGUUGAGUGUAGCAAGCAGUUAAAUUUUACCACUCAGUUCUUUUCACUAGACUAGCAUAUUAAUUUGGGGUAUUUUGGUAUAUUUGGGUAUUAUACUUUCAAUAUUCACAUGCAAUCAAGCUAAUAACUUAGGGGUUCAGUAGUACCCAGCUCAUGAGUAACUGGGUAGCAGCCCCUUGAUAGCUAUCAGUAUUAUGUGAUGGACAUUCCUGAGGAAGCAGAAGCUGCUUUGCCAUGUUAGCCUGAGCAUAGCAAUGAGGGUUAUUCACAGCCUCUUUCACUAAACACCUGAUUCUUGGUAAUUCCUGUAGCCUUUCUCCUUGUAUAGUAACGUCAGCCAAGGAAGAAUCGCUGCUGUUCUCCCCAGGUGCUUAAGGAAGUGAGUGAACUGCAGUCCAUUUCUGCUUGGUUCCCUCAUCAGUCUGCUGGUGUUAGUCCAAGGUGAAUAAAUUACGAAAGAAUAGUAAAUAGGUGUUUGUUCCUAGUUUCAAUUGUUCUUUUUACAUGUAGAUCCAUUUGAAGGCACAUUGCAGGAGCACCCAGUGAUCUUGUGGAUUUAGUCUGUCCACAAAGGUUACGUUUACACUGUGGGUGAGACUUGUGACUGACUUAAUGAGGGAGGCCCCUCAACUUCACUGUGGGGAAAUGUUUGCCACCUCUCUUUGAAAUCUUUGGUAAUUUUUAUAUCUUAAGGAUUAAGAGACUUGUAUCAGUUACUUUUCUUUAAAACUUCAUCCUCUUCUGUCAUCUGAGCACUUGCUUUGUACAAAGCUUGUAGCUGCAGAGACUAAGAUUAAAGUUAUGAUCCAGCUAUGUCAAGUGGUGGAUUUGUCUUAAUUUUUGUCCCUCAGCUGAGAAGCACUAGCUGACCUUGUGAAUGAAUGUCCCUCACUUGGUGCAAAUGUGAAAUAAAGCAGGUUUGGUUAGACUGUUUGUGGAAGCACCCAUUUUAUUUGUUUGCAAGAAACCAAGAACAGAUGGGCUGUCAGUCAUUGUAUCUCAGCAAAGGAGCAGCAUCUUCCAGCAGCCAAGUGGGAACUCAGAGAUGUAUUUGUGGUAGUCUGAUACCAUUAUUUUCCUUUAAAACCAUUUUUCCAUGGUGUCUGAAGUGCUCUUAAUUAGUCACAGCAGUGAUUGCAGCAUAAGCUAAAUUACUGAACUUGAGUAGAGCUAAUAUGCAGGAAGGCUGCUGAAGAGCUGUGUGAAAUGCAGACCAGAGUUGAUACUCUGCCUAGCCCAUGCUGAACCCUGGACUACUCUGCUAGCCAUACACAAAGUCUCUAAUUUCAAGCCAAGUGAAAAUACACCUGUGUGCACUGCUGGCCAUCCUGCAGCUACAGCCUAUGGUGUGACUUCAACUCAAAGUGCAAUUGUCUGAGUGUUGCACCAUCUUUAGUAACUUACAUCUCUGAAGAACAGACACCAAGAGUUUGUCCAUGCUCUAGAUGGGGGGAGUGGAAAGGAGAAUACAGCUGCACCUUGUUUGAAGGGUUCUCCUGCAUGUGGUCUCCCUUGGCUUUGCAAGUGGGCACUUCAGUGGGAAGGAUAGACAAGAGGGUACCAGAAAAGAGAUGAAGGCCCAAUAAAAGGGUUUAGUAUUCCUCUUGAGACACCUGAGGAGUUAAGGCAGAGCAAGAUGCCUCAUCAUUGCUCAGGAGGUACUUUGUAAAAGGGCUGAAUCUAAAAUGUAUUUUCAGAGAGACCAAGUAGAUCUCCAUUUCAUUCUUCUUUUCCCAUGUGUAAUUUUCAAGGAUUUAAAUUAGGAGGCAUCCUCCUCUUUGUUUGCAAUGCUGGGUUUCUUCAUCAAAACCAUCUGGUACUUAGCUAACUGACAGAAUGCUCUUGACAGAAAGGAAUCUUCCCAGUUAAAAAUGGAGUGCCAUUUUCUGAUAGCCUCUCCCUCUAGUAUUGUGCUGGGACUGGUCUGGUCCAAGGAAGUACACACAGAUCUAAAACAGAGUGCCAGGGUUGGUGGAGUUGGGAAAUUCUGGCCUGCCUGACCACUUCUGGACCCCCCCCUCCCCCCCCCCCCCCAAAAAAAAAGUAAAAUACUUGAUUAUAUACAAAUUCUGGUCAUUGAAUUAAAAUCAAAAGAGGGAUGUAUAAUACACUUGAAGCAGUGUGGUAUGUCUUUACAGCCUUAGAUGUUUUUUUUUCUUUCCCCCUGCCCCAACAAAAAUUGUGAAGUCAAUGCUUUGUUUUCUUGGGAACUGCUUUUUUAGAUUCCCUUGUUAAUAGGGAAAAUUCAGGUGCUGAAUCUUACAUCUCAUUAAACUUGUACUUUUUAUGUGCCCGCUCACUUGGUUUCCUUUCCCUUUCAAGGCCUCCCACAGUCUCAGGGUAUAUAAAUCACUAUGACUCAUCCAAAUAAUAACAAAAUGGACCAACCAGAGGUUAAUGUGCCUUUCUCUUAUGGUACCUUGAUCUUUGUAAAGUUAUCUCACAAACUCAUCACUGUCUUAGGGCUGGGUACAUGCACUGUCUUUUUCUAAGAUGUACGUGUUGAAGUUGCAACAGGUUUGUGCUGUUAAUCAUGAUUCAUUUGCUUUAGGAUGUGGUGUAGACACAAAUCAAAUGCACUGGUUUGUCUGGGGAUCAGUCUUUCCUGUGACAUCUAACAGUGCUUGCCUGUAUGUUAACAUGUACACAAAUGCUGGAUCUUCCCCAUUGCCUAUGAUGUACUUGUAUAUGAUGCACAGACUACUCAAGGCAUUUCAAAAUGUGCGGUGAUCACAACUUGUUGUCUGAGGGUAGGCUGUCCUACAGUGAACUGUUUUUUGUUUUGUUUUCCAAAUAUAUUUAAAGAUCCAAAGCCUUGGUGGGGGGAUCAGGACUUGCUGACACUUGUUGGAUUUUGUUCUGAAUCCAAGGUCUGAUGUUUGUUAACAACUCUUGCAAUUCCACCCAUCUAACAGAGCCUUUCUCAGCUUGCUAUUUCUGUCAUGAGCUGUGUCAGAAACAGCACUGGAUCCUGAACUAUCAUAGAAGCUGUCAAGUGAAGUAGUAACAGCUCUCUUUAAAUGCAGCGCAUGUGUUCUUAAAUGUAAGGCAAAACUGUUUAAAACUAUUGAUGCAGUUGGCAAAUGAAGCUGUGGGAAGUUGCAGAUAGAAUGCAAAACUAACCUGUCUGCAUGUACAGCUCGAGUGUUCAGCAGUAUCUUGUAAAUUGUUUUUCCUCUCUGAAAAGUGACUUUUUUGAGACAAAGACAUUACAUGUUUGGCUUUAUUUCUUAUGUAUCUUUGUUCUUGCAAACUCAAACUGAGAUCUGGAAUUUGGGCCAGGUUUCUGCCUCUUUUGCUGUUAGCAGAGGAUGGUGUGAUUGCUGCGAGAUACCCCUUCCCAGUUCUAAGCUUAAUCUGCUCAUGAGAGUAUGGAAAUAGGAACACUUCCUCGAUUGUGGCCUUAAAUGGGUAUGCAUAUACAUAAAUUAGGUACAGAAUUCUUCUAGUCCACGAGAUUACUUUUGUCUUAAAAUCAACACAAUUAGUCAUCAAUGUACUGACAUUAAUCACUGGUCAAGGAGCUUUAGUGUAUGUGUAUUUCCUGUUCUAACUGUAUCUUUUCUCUGUACCUCACUGCAGAUUUAAUCUGAAGUUCUUUUUUUAGUUUUUGCUAACUUUGGUGUUUCUUAAAAUUCAGUCAAGUCCCAUCUUUAUAUGCAAUCACUUUUCAGAGUAGAACAGAUUGGUUUCACCUUAUUUUGUAAUCUUCAGCACUUUCUUCUUUCCCAUUUACCUUUCCCUAGUUUACCUUUAAUAAUCAAUUCAAAGCUGUUUGCCUAGUCUGAAAAACAUCAAGUCAUAAUAAAAAGAUGUGGCCCACCAUAGAAAGAUUACUUUGUUCUUUUACUGUAAACAGUUACUGUCUGGCUGAAUCAAAAGUGGUGACUCCCGCUCCUGCAAAAUCUGCAGAAGCUGCGAUUCUCUUGCAUCCAUAUUGCACAGUUGAUGUCAGCAGGUGUGGAAGCAGAGGUGCCCUGCUUCUGCAUCUAGUAUUUGUUAAACUGAUCCGUGGUGUGCUAGUCAAGAGCAUUGCACCCUUGGCUCUUUUCUCAAGGUCAUAACUGAAGACUGAUACAGGGGGCAGAAAGCAAAAGGCUCAUCACUGACUUUCUGCUGACUCUUGAUGCCAUUUGAAGGGUCUCUCCACAGAUAGUUUUUCUUGCAAAAUUGAUGGGUUAUGAGAAAACUGUACUACUAAUCAUAGCUAAACUCUGACCCUGUGCUUAAAUGGCCACAGUUUCUGUAACUGGCUUUGGCCAGUGGUAUUACCAAAAGCUGGCUGUGUUCAGAGAUGAGCUGGUAUUUGAAUGUUUGAGCAAUGGAAGCCUUGAGGUUUUGCUCCAUCAUGCCUUAUGCUUAUAUAUAUGACUGCACAUUAGUUAAUUCUAGAGUAUUUCAAUGGAAACUGCUGGUCAUCCAUCUUCAGAUGAGGUGUGAAGAUGGCAUGGGGAAGAACCAGCUCUUCACUGGUCAUAGUCACUCACUCUCCCCCUUGUCACUCAACGUUCCUGACUUGUCUCUUCUCUUUGUUUUCAUGAUUGAUUAAGAGCACUGUGCUUUACUGCUGCCACCAGCCACCUCCAUAUGCUUCCUGCUGGGAUGAUGGAAUGAAAGGGCCUUGUCUGCUGGUCUGUCCACCUGGCUGUUCAUUGAAUUAGCACUGGCUAUGUGUGCAGGGGUGUAAAUGCCACCUGGGAUUUACUACUUCAGUUGGCUGCUCUCCAGGUGGCGCUCACAAUGCAGGUGAUAGUGGGACCAUUGCUAAAAUGUCUGGAUUUAGAAAAAACUUCUAACAGGCUCUGUCACUCUUGUUCAAAUGCUUUGUCUCCAUUCUCAGCCUCUUGUCCUGGCCUCACUCCCUCCUGGCCACCCUCUGCCCCACUGGACUCAAGCAUGUUCCCUGUUCUCUACCAGUUCUGCAAAGCCUGGGGGCAUGUGUUUAAGCUGCAUUUUGAGACUUCUGCACCCACUUAAGCAGUAACUUACUGAAUUGGGGCCUUGCUUACAGGCUCCCUAUUCAUUUUACCCAGCUCUGGAUAGCGCUCUGAACUGGUAUCCUCCUUUCAAUCUGAAGGGCUUUGCUCUAAACUCAUUCCUGCUCCACAGAGGAGUGAGUUCCUGCACUACUGGCUAUUUCAAUUAGGUUGUUCUUAUUUGCCCCUUAUUUAUUCUGGGGUUCACUGCAUAUGUACAAAAUGCUAUUGACUUUUUUUCCUCAACUUUCUCCUGAAUGUGGUAUAGGGGUCCACCCUGUGAGGCAUCAGAACUGUUUGUCCACCUCCAAGGUGCACAGAAGCAAGGAUCUCUUGCAUGAACAAGCUUUAGGGAGGAAAAGCAGCUGCAUACACAGAAUUGGAAAGGUAUCUCUGGUAGAAUAGGUAAGGGAGCAGUUUAAGAUUUUUAAAUAGAAAACAGAGUAACUGAGUUUUGGGGUUUUUUAAAUUGCUUUGACUGGAGGUUUGCCUGUUUUCUAAUCAACAGAAAGUUGCAAUGUAUACUGAGGUUUUUGUUGAUCAAUGCAAAAUGUGCCUCUCAACUAUAAUGCAAAAGUCAGUCUGUCUCACUUUGUUUGCAAUGCAAGAAAUUCAACUGAAGACUGAUUUAAUUCUUGUUUCUUGCUCUUAAGUGUUAACAUCCACAGAACAGUCCUUGCUGGUCUUUCCCAAGCACCAUACAACACUAUCUCCCUAUUUCACAGCAAAAAAGGGAUUGCAUUGAGCACUGGAACCUGCUGAACUUCCUUGGUUUGAGAGAGACACCGGAGAGAAGAGUUCAGGUUCCAUGUGUUUUAAAUAUAACUUUAAAGCAAUGCAGCUACUCUGUCAGAUCAGCACCAUUUUCUACCUUUCCCUCCAUUUAAAUUGGAAUAUAAAAGUAAACUCAGCAAUAUGUGAUCCAGUUGAUGUGCUUGCAGGUGGAACAUGGGGUUUUUGAAAUUUGAGGACUGAGAAUUUCUCUUGUAUGAAAGAACUCGGUAUGGUACAAAAGUUUGGAUCUCUGAUUACAGCUCUUUUGUCAGCUUGCUAAAUGCAAGUACUUCGAACUCUUCUGAAGACGACUGUGAUGGAAGAGCUGUGAAGGUGUAGGCUGGAACUUACCAUUUUAGGUCAUCUGUGUGUUGCUCGACUACAUGGACAAUGUAUUGGUGAUUUUACAGAUUGAUAUCCAUGUGUCAGUCACAAAUAACUCUUAAUUUGCUGUUUGGGGUGAAACUGUUAAUAGAUACAUUUCCAGAUCAAAUUAAGAGCCUAAUUUUCCAUCUUGCAUUAACCGAGUUACUGUGUUCACAUGCCAGAAAGAUGUUGCUCUUUGAAAAAGCAUGUUAGUGUGUGUGGCAAUGACCCAUGCACUUUUUAAAUACCUAGAUCUUGUACGUUCUCACCUGAGUAUUGUUAACCAUGCUGUAGUCUGACAAAUGGAUCUUUUACUACUGCCCUGUUAUAUAGAAUAAUUGUAAUUAACUGCAGUUUGUUUUUCCACUACUUGAAGUUGUGUGAUCUGAAAAUUGGUGAACAAAAAGUAUUUGUGCAUCUUACUAUGGGUAUCUCUAAAUAAAAUGUAUUUGUAUAGUG
This is a messenger RNA of Dromaius novaehollandiae (emu), 11944 nucleotides long. Its product is annotated as DDB1- and CUL4-associated factor 12. The transcript is spliced from 9 exons. Gene Ontology annotation, cellular component: Cul4-RING E3 ubiquitin ligase complex. Gene Ontology annotation, molecular function: protein binding. The record is from RefSeq and is a predicted model, not a curated record. NCBI's taxonomy places the organism in Eukaryota, Metazoa, Chordata, Aves, Casuariiformes, Dromaiidae. The coding region runs from base 256 to 1629 and encodes 457 amino acids.